Messenger RNA from Meloidogyne enterolobii, 591 nucleotides. The record is from the annotation of a GenBank genome assembly. NCBI's taxonomy places the organism in Eukaryota, Metazoa, Nematoda, Chromadorea, Rhabditida, Meloidogynidae.
AUGCAAUUCCCGACAAAUUUCUCCUGGGUCCCCAUCCUUAACUGUUCCUGUACUGUAGUUGAUAAUGACUGCUACAGGCCAGAACAUUACACUAAACCUAUAAUCUGUGUCCAUAAAUCUAUUUCCAAUAUUUCAACUAUUCUGGAACAACCUGUGGAACAACCUACUCCUAUUUCCUCUAUUAAAUGGGUGUAUUUUCUUUUGUUCGCAAUUAUUGCGAUACAGUUAUGCUCUUUUGUGAUAUGGGGAUUGGAACGCUUUAUCUUUUGGCUUAACGACAAACAACGUCGACAACGACGACACGAAGAGCGAAUUUUCGCUCCUGAUCUUCGUUGUACUGGGCGAAGAGGUAGUGCUAAAUCGUUUAGAAAAAUUUGGGCAGUUUUAAGUAUUUUUAUUUUAGCACGCCGACCUAUUAACCGAAACGAUAUCGGGCCUCCACUUCCUCUUCACUGCGUGGUAAAAAAGGAUAAAGUGGAAGUGCAUGAAAUAGAACUGAAAGAAUUGGGAGUGAAAGAAAAGAAUGAGGUUAAAAGAAUGGAUGUAAAAGAUGAGAAUGAAAAAAUAAAGGUGAAAGAAACUCGUUUUUAA